UCUCUACUCUACUAUUUUUUUUAAAAAAAUUCUCUUAGAAUUAUAAUUUUUUUUUUUUGGAUACAGAGUUAAGUUAGUAUCAAUGGCAGGUGGUACUUUUGUUGAUAAAGGCACGGGCAAAGAUUACCCGGGAAAGAUGACACCAUUUGUCUUCAUAAGUUGCCUCAUUGCUUCAUGUGGUGGUCUCAUUUUUGGCUAUGAUAUUGGGAUCUCUGGGGGAGUUACGUCGAUGGAUUCUUUCCUGAUAAAGUUCUUCCCAUCGGUGUAUCACAAAAUGAAAGAAGAUACGGGGACAAACCAGUAUUGCAAAUUCGACAGCCAGUUGCUCACGACGUUCACAUCGUCGCUGUAUCUAGCCGCUCUUAUCGCCUCCUUCUUUGCGUCGACUGUGACUCGGGUUUUAGGAAGAAAAUGGUCUAUGUUUGGAGGAGGCAUCACGUUUCUUGUAGGUGCUGCGCUCAAUGGGUCUGCACAAAAUGUACUCAUGCUUAUUGUUGGAAGGAUUUUGCUUGGAAUUGGGGUUGGGUUUGCAAACCAGUCAGUCCCCGUCUACCUCUCUGAAAUGGCCCCUGCCCGCCUUCGGGGCAUGCUAAACAUAGGCUUCCAGCUAAUGACCACCAUCGGCAUCUUCGCCGCCAACCUCAUCAACUACGGUACCUCCAAGAUCUCCAUCACCUUAGGCGCCCUUUUCCUCCCCGACACCCCAAACUCCCUCAUCGAACGCGGCUACGAUGAAAAGGCCAAGCUUCAACUCCAGCGCAUCCGAGGCACCUCCGACAUCAAAGCGGAGUUCGAAGACUUGGUUGCCGCGAGCCAAGAGGCGAAGAUGGUACAACAUCCGUGGAGGAAUAUUUUGAAGAGGAAGCACAGGCCACAGCUGAUAAUGUCGAUUAUGAUACCGUCCUUCCAGCAGCUGACGGGGAUUAACGUGAUCAUGUUCUAUGCGCCCGUGUUGUUCAAGACGAUAGGGUUCGGGGACGAUGCAUCGCUUAUUUCGUCGGUGGUGAGCGGGGUUGUCAAUGUGUUCGCGACGUUCGUGUCGAUUGGGACUGUUGAUAGGUUUGGGAGGAGGGUUUUGCUUUUGGAAGGAGGGCUUCAGAUGAUUGCUUCUCAGCUACUCGUAGGCAUAAUGGUGAUGAAAAAAUUCGGGACGACGGGCAUCGCGGAUGACUUGACAAAGAACUACGCAAUGGGGCUCGUAGUCCUCAUCUGCGUCUUCGUUUCGGCUUUCGCUUGGUCAUGGGGACCUCUCGGGUGGCUGAUCCCCAGUGAAAUCUUCCCUCUAGAGAUUCGAUCAGCCGGCCAGAGCAUCAACGUGUCGGUUAACAUGUUGUUCACCUUCUUCAUUGCUCAGGCGUUUCUCCCCAUGCUUUGUCACUUCAAGUUCGGGCUCUUCUUCUUCUUCGGCUCAUGGGUGGCCGUCAUGACCGUGUUUGUCUACUUCUUCGUUCCUGAAACAAAGAACGUGCCGAUCGAAGAAAUGACUCGCGUAUGGAAGAACCACUGGUUUUGGAGCAGGUUUACUGAGGAGGAUGAGUCGCAGGUGUAAGGAUUUGAUGCUAGUUUGGUUAAUUAGAAUUGAUGUUUUAGGUGUUUGUGAUAAUUUUCUUCAGCUUAGACGGAUUGCGCCUGUAAUAAUCGACACAAGUAAUUGUGAGUUUAUUUGGGAUUUUAAUUUAUUAUUCUGUGUAUUUAUUUCAGAUGCAUUAAUUAACUGUCCCUGGUAAGUUUCUGCUA
Asparagus officinalis (garden asparagus) is the source of this 1737-nucleotide messenger RNA. RefSeq names its product sugar transport protein 1-like. Bases 83 to 1549 code for a protein of 488 amino acids. Gene Ontology annotation, biological process: monosaccharide transmembrane transport. The record is from RefSeq and is a predicted model, not a curated record. The transcript is spliced from 5 exons. Gene Ontology annotation, cellular component: membrane. Gene Ontology annotation, molecular function: monosaccharide transmembrane transporter activity. NCBI's taxonomy places the organism in Eukaryota, Viridiplantae, Streptophyta, Magnoliopsida, Asparagales, Asparagaceae.